ACGUAUCUUGAUUAUCUCUCUCUCUUCCAGCACCCCAUUAUCAACAUGGCGACGCCUCACGCCACCAUAGCCAUCAUCUCAAUUGGCCAAAUGGGGCUCGGUAUUGCCUCGCUACUCAAAUCACACAACUACGCCAUCACCACAAACAUCAGUGGACGCAGCUCUGCAACAAAAGACCGAGCCGAGUCAAUUGGCAUCCAACUAAUAGACACAGACGAAGAGCUAGUCGCAAGCGCAGACUACGUACUCAGCAUUGUGCCGCCACGCGAUGCUAUCGCAACGGCCGAGAGAGUGAUUGCUGCCCUGGAGAAGCAGCAGCAGCAGCAGCAGCAGCAAAAGAGCACAGAAAAACCUGCAUCAUCGGAACAGGCAAAACGCAUGCUAUAUUACCUGGAUUUGAACGCGAUCAGUCCGGAUACGGUACGCAAGAUAGGCGGCAUGUUUGAAGAACGAGUAAAAGAAGAAGUACGCUUUGUUGACGGAGGCAUCAUCGGCUCACCACCUAUUGCUCCUUCAGCUUCGCCAGACUCGUCAAAAGAAGCAAAAGGGUCAGAUAGCCCAGGGUCAGACUGGACACGUCCUGGUGUUCCACUUUCGGGUCCUCAUGAACUCCCCAGUGCACAUCUCGCGUCUGUGUUGAAUGUCCAGCAUGUCGCCAAUACCAUUGGCACAGCCAGCGGUUUGAAGUGCUGUUUUGCCGCUUUGACUAAAGGCUUCACUGCUCUCUCUUUGCAGUCUUUUACCACUGCCUCCUCUCUCGGUGUACUGCCUCAGCUGAAAGACUACAUGGAUCAGUACAACCCCCAUGCGCGGCUCAAAGCCGAAAGAGGCAUCGUGGGGUGUACACACAAGGCAUACCGGUGGGUUGAAGAAAUGAGGCAGAUAGGCGAGUGUUUUGCGGGAGAUGGAGGCUGGCAACAAGCAAGUGUAUUCCGCGAAAUCGCAGGCCUAUUCCAAGAACUCGCCGAUGUCGUGGAGAAAAAAGGGAGAGAAGGAAUGGAACAUGUAGACGGGGUAGUCGGGAUCCUAGGCAAUGAUCUUCAAUCUACCAAACAAUAGGCUACUCGUUCCAAAAUAAAAAUAAAACAACAACAAUAACC
Bipolaris maydis ATCC 48331 is the source of this 1100-nucleotide messenger RNA. Its product is annotated as 6-phosphogluconate dehydrogenase. NCBI's taxonomy places the organism in Eukaryota, Fungi, Ascomycota, Dothideomycetes, Pleosporales, Pleosporaceae. The record is from RefSeq and is a predicted model, not a curated record. Gene Ontology annotation, molecular function: oxidoreductase activity, acting on the CH-OH group of donors, NAD or NADP as acceptor.